This is a messenger RNA of Rubroshorea leprosula, 641 nucleotides long. The record is from the annotation of a GenBank genome assembly. Lineage: Eukaryota; Viridiplantae; Streptophyta; Magnoliopsida; Malvales; Dipterocarpaceae.
GGUUCCUUCGAACCUAGGCGUCUUGGAACCCAGGGCUUGGGUCUCGAUGGAACCCAAGCAACCUGGGUUUCCCAGGCGUCUUGGGUUCGAUCGAACCCAAGCUCUGGGUUCGAAACCCAGGCUGCUUGGGUUCGAUCGAAACCCAGGCAAGGCUCUGGGUUCAAUCGAAACCCAGGCAAGGCUCUGGGUUUCGAACGAACCCAGAUCUGGGUUUCGAACGAACCCAGGUGCCUGGGUUUCGAACGAACCCAGAGCUUGGGUUCGAUCGAAACCCAAGCAAGGCUCUGGGUUCGAUCGAAACCCAGAGCCUAACUAGGUUUCGAUUGAACCCAAGAGAAAAAAAAAGAAAAAAAUUCUCUUUUUUUUUUUUCUGUGGAUUUGGUUGGUUGAUGAUGAUGAAGAAGGCAAGGCUUGCUGAGGAACUGGAGAGCACUGUUGUUCUAGGUUCGAAUGGGUUUAGGGAAGAAAGGGGGAGAAGGAUUCAGGUUUUGUAGGAGGUGGGACCCACUUUUUUUUCUUGUUUGGUUUUGGGCAAAAUGGGUCAUAUUGCCCUGUCAUCUUUUUUUCCAGGUGUGCGUUUGUGGUGUCACUUUAUUGUUGACAUGUCAUCGUGCUUUUGUUAAUCAAGGACACGUCACUAG